This is a messenger RNA of Arabidopsis arenosa, 4349 nucleotides long. The record is from the annotation of a GenBank genome assembly. NCBI's taxonomy places the organism in Eukaryota, Viridiplantae, Streptophyta, Magnoliopsida, Brassicales, Brassicaceae.
GUAUGAAAUUGGUUGGUUGACUGUAUAUUACAUCGGAGGAAACGGAGAAUCGUAGUGAUCGGAGAAGAUGGGUGGCGUCGUUGGGUUUGUUGGUCUUGAUUCUUACAGCUUCGAAUUAGCUUCUUCGCUUCUUCGUUCUGGGUUUAAGGUUCAAGCAUUCGAGAUAAGUACAGAAUUAGUGGAGAAGUUCACUGAAUUGGGAGGACACAAAUGUGACAGCCCUGCUGAUGUUGGGAAAGGUGCAGCAGCCGUGGUGGUUUUACUAUCCCACCCUGACCAAAUUCAAGAUGUCAUUUUUGGUGAUGAGGGUGUUAUGAAAGGUCUACAGAAGGACGCUGUAUUGCUUUUGUCUUCGACAAUAUCGACUUUGCAACUCCAGAAGCUAGAGAAACAACUUACAGAGAACAGAGAGCAGAUUUUUGUUGUUGAUGCCUAUGUUUUAAAAGGGAUGUCUGAGCAUCUUGAUGGAAAACUAAUGAUAAUAGCAUCUGGAAGGUCAGAUUCGAUCACAAGAGCACAGCCCUUUCUUACUGCAAUGUGUCAGAAGCUGUACACUUUUGAGGGAGAAAUUGGUGCUGGAAGUAAAGUUAAAAUGGUGAAUGAGCUGCUUGAGGGCAUUCAUCUUGUUGCUGCUGUGGAGGCUAUAUCUUUAGGUUCUCAGGCGGGUGUGCAUCCGUGGAUUCUGUAUGACAUAAUUUCCAAUGCUGCUGGAAAUUCAUGGAUUUACAAGAAUCAUAUUCCUUUGUUGCUAAAAGAUGAUAUAGAGGGUCACUUUCUCGAUGUUCUCUCUCAGAAUCUGGGCUUUGUUGAAGAUAAAGCCAAAUCGCUCCCAUUUCCUGUCCCACUUUUGGCAGUUGCACGCCAACAACUAAUCUCCGGAAUAUCACAGAUGCAGGGAGAUGAUACAGCUACUUCAUUGGCUAAGAUCUGGGAAAAAGUACUUGGUGUUGGCAUAUUAGAAGCAGCCAAUAGAGAACUUUAUAAGCCAGAGGAUUUGGCCAAAGAAAUUACUUCUCAAGCAAAGCCUGUGAAUAGAGUUGGUUUUAUUGGUCUUGGAGCAAUGGGUUUUGGCAUGGCAGCACACCUGUUGAAAUCAAAUUUUUCUGUCCGUGGUUAUGACGUAUACAAGCCAACUCUUGUCAGAUUUGAGAAUGCCGGGGGAUUGGCGGCAAAUUCUCCAGCUGAAGUGACGAAAGAUGUAGAUGUUCUUGUAAUUAUGGUAACAAACGAGGUUCAGGCUGAGGAUGUCUUGUAUGGACAUCUUGGAGCGGUUGAAGCUAUUCCAUCUGGGGCAACUGUUGUACUUGCUUCAACAGUCUCUCCCGCUUUUGUUAGCCAACUUGAAAGGCGUCUAGAAAAUGAGGGAAAGGACCUAAAGCUGGUGGAUGCUCCUGUUUCUGGUGGUGUCAAGAGGGCUGCCAUGGGGAAACUUACGAUAAUGGCUUCAGGUACCGAUGAAGCACUUAAGUCUGCGGGACUUGUGUUAUCAGCAUUAAGUGAGAAGCUUUACGUGAUUCAAGGAGGUUGUGGGGCAGGAAGUGGUGUAAAAAUGGUCAAUCAAUUGCUUGCGGGAGUUCAUAUCGCAUCAGCUGCUGAGGCAAUGGCAUUCGGAGCUCGGUUAGGUCUGAAUACUCGAAAGCUAUUCAAUGUUAUAUCUAACAGCGGUGGAACAUCUUGGAUGUUUGAAAAUCGUGUUCCGCACAUGCUCGAUAAUGAUUAUACACCAUACUCUGCUCUUGAUAUUUUUGUCAAGGAUUUGGGAAUUGUUACUCGAGAAGGUUCAUCCCGUAAAGUUCCACUCCAUAUAUCAACAGUGGCACACCAGCUAUUCUUAGCCGGCUCUGCUGCGGGCUGGGGGCGGAUAGAUGAUGCUGGAGUGGUGAAGGUAUAUGAAACCCUUGCUGGGAUUAAAGUCGAAGGGAGACUUCCUGUUCUGAAGAAACAAGACCUACUGAAUUCUCUUCCAUCUGAAUGGCCUUUAGACCCUACAGCUGACAUACAUAGACUAAAUAUGGGAAACUCGAAGACAUUGGUUGUUCUUGAUGAUGAUCCAACCGGGACACAAACUGUUCAUGACGUAGAGGUUUUAACUGAAUGGAGUGUUGAAUCUAUUUCUGAGCAGUUCAGAAAAAAGCCUGCAUGCUUCUUCAUUUUGACAAAUUCAAGGUCAUUGAGCCCUGAGAAGGCUAGUGCGUUGAUCAAAGACAUCUGUUCCAACCUAUGUGCUGCAUCAAAAGAAGUUGGCAACGCUGACUACACGAUUGUUCUGAGGGGUGAUUCAACAUUACGUGGUCAUUUUCCUCAGGCAACAGAUGCUGCUGUCUCAAUACUUGGGGAAAUGGAUGCAUGGAUUAUUUGCCCCUUCUUCCUUCAAGGAGGACGUUAUACUAUUGAUGACGUGCAUUAUGUUGCAGAUUCUGAUAGGCUCGUUCCUGCAGGAGAGACAGAGUUUGCCAAAGACGCAUCCUUUGGAUAUAAAUCCUCAAAUCUCCGUGAGUGGGUUGAGGAGAAAACAGCUGGCGCCAUUCCCGCUGAUAGCGUUCAGUCGAUCUCAAUCCAGCUUUUAAGAAAAGGUGGCCCUGAUGCAGUGUGUGAGUUUCUAUGCAGUUUAAAGAAGGGGGCUGCAUGUAUUGUCAACGCAGCUAGUGAAAGAGACAUGGCUGUAUUUGCAGCGGGGAUGAUCCAGGCAGAACUGAAAGGAAGAUCCUUUUUAUGCCGCACUGCUGCUAGCUUUGUGUCUGCUCUAAUAGGGAUUAUUCCAAAAGAUCCAGUGUUGCCGAAAGAUUUCGCAUCUAACAAAGAAAGCAGUGGUGCACUAAUAGUUGUAGGCUCAUAUGUCCCGAAAACAACAAAGCAGGUUGAAGAACUUCAAUUACAACAUAAGCAGAAGUUAAGGAGCAUCGAGAUCUCUGUAGAAAAAGUUGCUCUCAAGUCAUCCGAAGUGAGAGAGGAAGAAAUCAGAAGAGCAGUUGAGAUGGCCGAUGCUUUCCUUCGGGCUGGCAGGGAGACUCUGAUUAUGAGCAGUCGUGAACUCAUCACGGGGAAAACAUCUUCGGAAAGUCUUGAUAUUAACAGCAAAGUGAGCUCCGCUCUGGUUGAAGUAGUGAGCAAGAUAUCUACCAGACCUCGUUAUAUUCUUGCUAAGGGUGGAAUUACGUCAUCAGACACAGCAACAAAAGCACUUAAAGCAAGACGUGCACUUGUGAUUGGUCAAGCCCUUCCUGGUGUUCCAGUAUGGAAGUUAGGUCCAGAAAGUAGACAUCCCGGAGUCCCCUACAUUGUUUUCCCAGGGAAUGUUGGUAACAGCACAGCUCUUGCAGAAGUUGUGAAGUCUUGGUCAGUUGUAGCAAGACGGUCGACAAAAGAGCUGCUUCUUAAUGCAGAAAAAGGUGGAUAUGCAGUUGGAGCAUUUAACGUGUAUAACCUGGAAGGAGUAGAAGCUGUUGUAGCAGCUGCAGAGGAAGAAAACAGUCCUGCCAUAUUGCAGGUCCAUCCAGGUGCCUUUAAGCAAGGAGGCAUUCCGUUGGUUUCAUGUUGCAUCUCUGCAGCUGAACAAGCAAGGGUUCCAAUAUCGGUACACUUUGACCAUGGAACUACAAAGCAUGAGCUAUUAGAAGCUCUUGAGCUAGGAUUGGAUUCAGUGAUGGUAGAUGGUUCUCAUCUUUCCUUCACAGAAAAUUUAGCAUACACGAAAUCCAUAACAGAAUUGGCCCGUUCCAAAAACAUUAUGGUGGAAGCUGAACUAGGCCGACUCUCAGGAACAGAGGAUGGAUUGACUGUUGAAGACUAUGAAGCAAAGCUCACCAACGUUCACCAGGCUGAGGAAUUUAUGGAAACUGGUAUAGAUGCUUUGGCUGUGUGUAUAGGAAAUGUCCAUGGAAAAUACCCCGAGUCUGGUCCAAGCCUCAAGCUUGACUUACUUAAGGAACUCCACGCCUUAAGCUCAAAGAAAGGCGUCAUUCUUGUUCUUCAUGGAGCUUCUGGUUUGUCUGAGAAGCUUAUCAAGGAAUGCAUUGAAAAUGGAGUGAGGAAGUUCAACGUGAACACAGAAGUAAGAACGGCUUACAUGGAAGCUCUUAGCUCUGGGAAGAAGACCGACCUUGUUGAUGUCAUGUCGGCAACAAAAGCAGCCAUGAAAGCUGUGAUCACCGAUAAGAUCCGUCUCUUUGGCUCUGCUGGAAAAGCUUGAGUUAUUGUUGAUGAACAAUGUCCGAUCAAUUUGUUUAGUACAGUUGUACAUCACAUCCAAAGAAUAAAAACCAACAAAUAUUACAUCACAUCCAAAGAAGAUGAAUGCAUUGUAUGCAAUGCAGAUGCACUGUUGUUGGAAAUAAAGAAAACAUUUUUAG